GACAACGACACCAACUUUCGACAUCGACUACUCACAUCAAGCAGUCACGAUGCCGAGCCAGAAGUCAUUCCGCACCAAGCAGAAGCUUGCCCGCGCGCAGAAGCAGAACCGCCCUAUCCCUCAGUGGAUUCGCCUGAGGACCGGCAACACCAUCAGGUACAACGCCAAGCGACGACACUGGCGCAAGACCCGUCUCGGUAUCUAAACGUAUCGCCCCCGACGAACCAUCCCUCACUCGAUUCUCGAUUCCCAACUUCAUCUCUCUUAUACCGACAAGUCUUUUCGACGCGAGCGAUCACAUUGGGAACUUCGCACAUGGCGGGAACCGAGCGACCAGUCUUCUAAGCGAAGUACAUCUGCAGACGAGGGAUGCAAUGGCUGGUGUUUGUUUGCACGUUACCGGAUACUACCUACCUACCUCUCAUUCACGGCGCUUGGGGUCUGAAAAUGAUUACGGAAGGAAUCUGAUCAUGAUGGUUUAGACUAGGCAGUGAUGAAUUAAACAACCACUUGCUGGGUCGCAAUGAACAACAGCGGUGUUUC
Pyrenophora tritici-repentis Pt-1C-BFP is the source of this 543-nucleotide messenger RNA. RefSeq names its product 60S ribosomal protein eL39. Gene Ontology annotation, cellular component: cytosolic large ribosomal subunit; ribosome. Gene Ontology annotation, molecular function: structural constituent of ribosome. The record is from RefSeq and is a predicted model, not a curated record. NCBI's taxonomy places the organism in Eukaryota, Fungi, Ascomycota, Dothideomycetes, Pleosporales, Pleosporaceae. Gene Ontology annotation, biological process: translation.